Molecule: messenger RNA, 789 nt
Organism: Empidonax traillii (willow flycatcher)
Lineage: Eukaryota; Metazoa; Chordata; Aves; Passeriformes; Tyrannidae
Gene: SLAMF7
Product: SLAM family member 7
Exons: 5
Coding region: 1-789 (262 amino acids)
Biological process (GO): T cell activation
Cellular component (GO): external side of plasma membrane
Source: RefSeq, a predicted model, not a curated record
AUGGACGCCUUUAGGUUCCUCUUGCUCGCCUCCCUCGUCCUCCUCCACCGGGCAAUUGGAGAUGACUCUGAGACAGAGGUGAUUGGAGCCGUGGGUGGGUCCGUCACCUUCUACAUCCACGACCUGGCUGGAGGUACAGCCUUCUGGAACUUUGGAAAUGCACCCAUAGUGAGCGUGGAAUUUGGUGAACCUCCUGUAGCCCUGUUUUCAGACAAAAUAUACAAGACACGCUGCAUCAUCUCGGAGCAGGGCAGGGCCCUCACCAUCUCCCAGCUCAGGUUGGAGGAUGCUGGGAUCUACUCAGCACAGAAUCUGCAGGCAAAAUCCACCUUCACCCUCCACGUGUACAGCGAGCUGGCAGAGCCCAGGGUGAGCUGCGAGGCCCAGAACUGCUCGGCCGGUGGUUGCCGCUACGGCCUGCGCUGCGCCCUGCCCGGGGCCGGGGCCCAUUCCCCCGGGCUGGGGAACGUGUCCUACGGCUGGAGCGUGGGGGAGCAGCCCCGGGGAGAGGGGCCCACGCUGCUGGUGGAGGAGUCAGCCCCGCAGGAGCCGGUGCCGCUGACGUGCUGGGCACGAAACCCCGUCAGCAGCCGCAACGUCACCGUCCGGCCCGCCCAGCUGUGCGGCGCCUCUAACGCAACAAGAGAAAACCCAAAGGGGGGAGAGACCUCCAGGACCAUCUACUCCACCCUCAAGGCUCCAGCCCAGACAGACGACGAGAAGAUGGUCAGCAGCGCGUUGGGGGCCCAGGAGGUGGAUGAGAAGAGCGUUUACUCGUUGGUCAUCUGA